UUUGCCCCCUAAGUUGCAGCCCAAGGUCCAGCACUCAAAUAGGAAGGUUUAUUCCAAUUGUCAAUACUUGAAGGUGGCAUAGUCAACCCUAUCAUUUAGAGCAGUAUCCGUGAAUCUCCCGCAUUGAAAUAGACAGGCAAGCGCGUUUCGUUGACUUUGACAUUCUCUAUACUGAGCGUGCAAUUCACUCUUUAUCAUCCCUUCAUCGGAGAGCGAGAGAGACAGAGAGUCGGACUGUCGGAGAGAGAGAGAGAGAUGGGGAAAUUGUGUUACGAUCCCUACAUUCAACACUUCAGCCAUCCUCAUCCUUUAGAGCUUUCCAAUCUCCAGCAACAGCACCCGAACUUGGCUUCAUGUUCAGGCUGCAAGCAGAGCCCCUCCGGGUGGAUCUAUUCCUGCAAAGCCUGCAACUACAUCCUCCAUGUCUCAUGCGCUCAGAUGCCUCAGCUCAUCCAGCACCCAGCCGAUCCCACUCACGCCCUCACCCUCCUCUCUUUACCGGCCUACCCAGAAGGUGUCUUCAACUGCGACGCCUGUGGGCACAAAGGCAACGGCUUCAGCUACCACUGUGGAGCCUGCAGCCUCGACAUCCACAUCUUCUGUGCUACCAAGCCGCUCUCACUCAGCCACCAUGCCCACCCUCACACCCUUCAUCUGGCCUUCUUCCCUCCUUACCAGAACAAAGGCUUCUCCUGCGACAUAUGUAAAACCAUGGGCUCCAACCACUGGCUCUACCGGUGCAGUAUGUGCGAAUUCGAUGCCCAUCUGAAUUGUGCUUUUUCUAGGACCCAUCUGUCCCUUCAACCUCAGAUUCAAAGGUCUCAGCCCGUGCAGAUCCAACAAUACCAGUCAUUCCCACAAGCUGUUCAGCCUCCAUACAAGGCUCAAGCUCAGUUCCAGGCUCGGCCUCAACUUCAGGUUCAGCCCCAGUUCCAGGCAGCUCAGUCUCAAUUUCCGAUCCGGCCCCAGUUCCAGGCUCAGCCUCAAUUUCAGGUUCAGCCCCAGUUCCAGGCUCAGUCUCAAUUUCAAGCUCAGCCUCAGCUCCAGGCUCCCGGAGCUGCAGGGCUCAGUAAUGGGCCUCCACAGACAAACUGCUACGCAUAUAACCAGAAUAUGGCUACGCAACAGCCCAUGCAGCAGUCAGGGCUAAACGGGACUGGUAAUGCUUUGAUGGAUGCUGCGAUUCAAGGAUUCAUUACUGGUGCUUCUGAACAGCUUGACCAGGAUUUCAUGCAGAAUCUCACAGGAGGUGACAACGGUGGUGGUGGUGGUGGUGGCGGUGACGGUGGAGAUUCUUCUGCAUCUGUUCUAGAUGUUGGGUAGCGGCAUGUUUGGGGAUUCAGGGUCAACAAAUGAAUAGUUAGAAAUUAGAGUGCUUUGUGGAGAUAAAAUAGGUCUCUAAUGGUUUGCAGUUUGUGCUGUUAGUUAUCCAUCUCUUUGGUUAUUCUACUAAUUGAGGAUUAAGUUCUUGCUUUCGGGAAGAUGUUGGAUCAAGAUCUUGUACAGGAGUCUGAGAUUGUGAAAGUUUAAUUUGCCAAAGGCUCUGUAAU
Molecule: messenger RNA, 1550 nt
Organism: Nelumbo nucifera (sacred lotus)
Lineage: Eukaryota; Viridiplantae; Streptophyta; Magnoliopsida; Proteales; Nelumbonaceae
Source: RefSeq, a predicted model, not a curated record